Messenger RNA from Plasmodium vivax (malaria parasite P. vivax), 1731 nucleotides. RefSeq lists its product as hypothetical. The transcript has a single exon. NCBI's taxonomy places the organism in Eukaryota, Apicomplexa, Aconoidasida, Haemosporida, Plasmodiidae. The record is from RefSeq and is a predicted model, not a curated record. The coding region runs from base 1 to 1731 and encodes 576 amino acids.
AUGGGCGUCUCCGGGUUGACCAUCCCGCUGUUCCUAGCAACCUACAUGAUAUACAGCAAAAUAAAAAAUGACAACAAAAAUUUAACGGAAGCGGAAAAAAUUAUGGGGAAGUGCCUGUACAAGCAUGACAGCAGUUUGAUACAGGGAAGCAAUUAUGAGCAAGAAAAAACGUACAAUUUAUUUUACAUAAUCCAUGCGAUAUAUAGCAACAUUCGAACGCUAAUAAAUUUUUACAUGAACGUGAAAAAGGUAAAUACAAAGGAUAGCGCAAAUGAGUACACAAUUUUAUUUUUCCAUUCGUAUAAUGUGGACCGAUUUUUGCACACAAGAAAUAUCAAAACGUAUGUUGAAAGGCUGAAGGAAAUUUACCAAGACAUUAACAAAAAAAAAAAUGUUAACAUUGUGUAUGUCCCCCUGGACAGCAAACUCCUUUUUAAUAUUAAACACUUUGGAAAUAUGAACAACUGGUACAGCAUAUUAUUUCACGAUAAAAAACAAAUUUUAAAAAUGAUAAAAAAUUACAACAUUAUGAAUAUCCCCACGAUGGUUUUGUUGGAUAAAAAUAUGAACAUCAUAAAUGACAAUAUUAAUUAUUUGCUGCUCCACCAAAGGAAGGAUUUCCCCUACAGAGAGGUUAACCAUUUGACGUACAUCAAUUGGCUCUAUGACAAAAAUAAUCGCAAAUACGAUUUUAAAAAAUUAAAUUCUGAUUAUGUGCUCUUCUAUUUUAACAAUGAGAAGGACAACAAGGGAGAUCUCCAAUCCCUCCUCAAGGUGAAAAAAAAACUGGCCGCCAAAAAUGUCAAUGUGGAUAUUAUUUUUGUUAAAGAUAUGGAAAUGAUGAAGGGGAAGACCUCCGCGAAGGGAGAUGGAAUGGUUGGUCAGCAAGAAGCUGAGAAGGCAGGCCCACUGGCGGAUGAAAAAACGGAGGGGAAUGUUCCCAGCGAAGGAAGCGGUAAGGAGAAGGCCCCAAACAAGUCAAACACAAAGGAGGGGUCAUCUGCACCUUCUGGGGAUGAGAAGCAGAAUGAUAAAAGAAACACCGCUGACCGAAGCAGCCAACCGCGUGGCACAAACGAUCAGACGGAACACUACGUGGACGAUGUGUACUAUCUGGGAGAACAAGAAAAUAACGCCAUAUAUAAGUUACUCCUUUACGAUAUGUUCGAUGUGACCUUCAAACCAGUGUGCAUUUUGGUAAAUAAAAAGGGAAACAUUAUAAGCAAGUACAUCCACGUGGAGAAGAAGGAAGACGAAAUAGCUAGCUUUAUACAAAAUAAUUACAAAAGUUUACACGAAAAAGCGAAUGAAAAAAAUUACAUGUACAAAUAUGAGAAUGUCAGCAACUUAACCAACUUAAACGUUUUUUCGCCAAUCUUCAUUCUGUUCAGUGAGAAACUCAAUUUGGAUUUGCUGCACCAGUACAACGACUUGAUUGGCCAGUAUAAUAAAAACAGAAAGGGGAAGAAAAUUAACUUUUACUUCCUGGUCACUGACGAUAAAAAAUACGAAGCUUUAAAAAAGCUCUGCGCAGUGGAUAACUCCACCCAGGCGGUCAUUUUGGAUUUGUUUAACCAGAAGAUGUUCAAGGAUAAGGUCAACAAGCUGGACGUCAUAGACACCUCAGGUGGGAAGAGCGUCAUUAACAAGGACAAGUUCUUCAGCUUCGUGAACAGGUACUACGGCGACGAUCUGUACGCCUCCCCCAUUGUGCUCACCAGGGGGGCAUAG